CACCGCGGGCGGAAGUUGCGCGGCGCAGUGUGUGCGCAGGCUGGCACGGCUAAGGACGGGAGUCACCAGGCGUCUGCUGCUCAAAUAAAAAAACCCCAAAACAACACCCGUUGCGUCCAACAAACGACCAUUACAUCGGAAUAUGGAUGACGACGUGUUGACGACUCUGAAACUGUUGAUAAUAGGCGAGAGCGGAGUGGGGAAGUCCAGUCUUCUCCUGAGAUUCACCGAGGACACUUUCGACCCAGAACAGUCUGCUACAAUAGGUGUGGAUUUCAAAGUGAAGACACUAUCUAUUGAUGGGAACAAAGCAAAACUCGCCAUAUGGGACACAGCUGGUCAGGAAAGGUUUCGCACGUUAACACCCAGUUACUAUCGUGGCGCGCAGGGUGUCAUACUUGUAUAUGAUGUUACCAAGCGGGACACCUUCACCAAGCUGGAAAACUGGCUGAACGAACUGGAAACCUACACAACUCGCAAUGAUAUCGUCAAGAUGCUCGUUGGGAACAAGAUUGAUCGGGAUGACCAUGAAGUAGACCGCAAUGAAGGCCUGAAGUUUGCGAGAAAACACUCCAUGCUUUUUAUCGAGGCAAGCGCAAAGACCAAAGACGGCGUCCAGUGUGCCUUUGAGGAGCUCGUGGAGAAGAUCCUCCAGACCCCGGGCCUGUGGGAGAGUGAGAGCCAGGGACAGAAGCUGCGCCUGGGCAACCAGGAGCAAGGCGGCGGCCGGGCCUGCGGAGGGUACUGCUCCAUACCUUGAAAGCGGACACAAAAAAAAAAAAUAGCUGACAGACCAGAACCCAGAAAGGAGAGGAAUAAUGCGAGUGGUUAAAGACGUGGGACGGGGACGGGGACGGGGACGGACUCCUUGCACACGACACUUCUUUCUGUUUAGUUUGUAGUUUGAAAAUGGCGUGCACGUCUUAUUCUGACAUGACUUCACUGCACAAACAGUAUUGUUCAGUAAAGUAACAUGCACCAACCAUUUCUUCCUGCCUUCUGCGGCCAUGCUUGCUUCAAAUGUAGCUGCGCUUAAUACGGGGGACCCUUCCUUUCAACGCCACGGAAAAACACGGCGCGUAUUCCGAAAUAAGACAUUUCACACUUUGUACUGUCAAAGGAGCUUAACCAUGAAAUUAUUACGAAGAGAAUGUAUUGAUGUUCCCUUUUCUCCCUCACACAGUGAAUAAUCUCACCAUAAAUACACAGAAAAUGUUUACAGAACCAUACUUUCCAAUAGCCUUUAACAAUAUGUGCACCAAGGCUCUAUACUCGACUUAAAAAAAAAAGUAAUGUAUUAAAAGAUUCCGCAUUCUAAAUAUGCUUCAUUGCAUACGUGAGCGGUCUUGUUUUCCACCAAAUAAUACACACCUUCUCAUUCAAUGCAUUUUCUUCACUUUCAUGACUAUUUACAUCGGGCCUGGGCAAUUAUUUUGCCACAAGGGGGUCAAAUUCCGAGAAAAAAAUGUGUAUUUUUUUAGGAACACUAAUACAAAACCUCACAAUAAUGUCUGAUUGAAAGCUAAAAACGUUAUGACAGACCGCCUUAAAAUCAGAAUGAAAAUAAAAAUUUUUUUUUUACUGAAUGAGACUCCCAGAAGGGGGGAUUUACAAUAUAAUAUAUGAACGAUAAAACACUGAAUAUUGACAACAUAUGAAAAACCUCACAAUAAUGUCUAAAAACGUUAUGACAGACCGCCUUAAAAACUUUUACUGAAUGAGACACCCAGAAUUCUGGUUGCAUGGAGAUGGCCUAAAAACAGAUUUUAAAAAAUUGAUUAUUAAAAAAAUAUAUAUAUAUUUUUUUAAAUCAACUUUUGAAAACGAUGAAUCGAUUUAGAUUCGGGAUGAAGACGAAUCGCGAUUCAGGUGUGAAUUGAUUGUUUUGUGCACUCUUACAAAAUAUGACUCCGGUGUACAGUGUAACUAUAAAUUUAGCUAAAAUAAAACCCUAUUAAAUCCACCUACUAACGUUAGCAUGCUAAGAGGUAGCAUUUUUUCCAGUAACAAAAUGUUUUCCGCUGUGGUGUACGUAAUAUUAUUAAAAAAAAACACAACUUUAGAUUUUAAUUACAUUUUUUUAAAUUGACUUUUGAAAACUAAGAAUCGGGAUGAAGAUGAAUCGGGAUUCAGGUGUGAAUUGAUUUUUUUGUGGACCCUUACAAAAUAUGACUCUGGUGUACAGUAUAUCUAUAAAAUUAGCUUUAAAAAAAACCCUAUUAAGCUAACCUAACGUUAGCAUGCUAACAGGUAGCAUUUUAUCACGAUUCAGGUGUGAAUUUAGUUUUUUGUUCACCCUUACAAAAUAUGACUCUGGUGUACAGUAUACCUAUAAAAUUAGCUAAAAAAACCCCAACCUAUUAAGCUAACUUAACGUUAGCAUGCUAACAGGUAGCAUUUUAUCACGAUUCAGGUGUGAAUUUAGUUUUUUGUUCAACCUUACAAAAUAUGACUCUGGUGUACAGUAUACCUAUAAAAUUAGCUUAAAAAAAAUAAAAUAAAAUUAAGCUAACCUAAAGUUAGCAUGCUAACAGGUAGCAUUUUAUCACGAUUCAGGUGUGAAUUUAGUUUUUUGUUCACCCUUACAAAAUAUGACUCUGGUGUACAGUAUACCUAUAAAAUUAGCUAAAAAAUAAAAUUAAGCUAACCUAAAGUUAGCAUGCUAACAGGUAGCAUUUUAUCACGAUUCAGGUGUGAAUUUAGUUUUUUGUUCACCCUUACAAAAUAUGACUCUGGUGAACAGUAUACCUAUAAAAUUAGCUUAAAAAAAAAAAAAAAAUUAAGCUAACCUAAAGUUAGCAUGCUAACAGGUAGCAUUUUAUCACGAUUCAGGUGUGAAUUUAGUUUUUUGUUCACCCUUACAAAAUAUGACUCUGGUGUACAGUAUACCUAUAAAAUUAGCUAAAAAACAAACUAUUAAGCUAACUUACUAACGUUAGCAUGCUAAUAGGUAGCAUUUUUUCCAGUGCCGCUGUGGUGUAUACGUGCACAAUUUGCAAAAUGAUAAUAUUGGAAUGCUAAAAACUAUGAUCUAAUAGCGAAAUGGGCAUCAUUUGUAGUAAAUAUAUAUAUAUAUUUGCUAUAUAUAUAUAUAUAUGUACAUAUAUAUAUAUAGUAAAUAUAUAGCAAUAUCGUCAUUUCGUGUAAGUCUUUGUGUGUCAAUCAUGUCGUCCAUAUUUAUUCUGCAAUCUUUUUCCGUCAUAUAAAAUCAUUCCCACGCCGUGAAAAUGUUACCCUUCCCCCGCCCCGUUUAUCCUUUUUCACGCCACGUUUCAAUCAUAUUUCGCAAGACGUCGCCAUGACAACUGCCUUAACGAUGAAUGGUAUUUGCUGUAAUCGCAGUAUGGUCGAAAGAGAAAUAAAAUGACAGCGUCGACUAUUUUCUACUGUUAGUUUUCAAGGCCGCCGAUGAUCAAGAAGUGGGAGUGGGAGCGAGCUUUCCACAGUCACACUCUUCGGAGAAAAAUGUCCCGAAAAAACAAAAAAAGAAGGCAGAAAUAGGCCACAAGUGGAAAGAUCCUGUUAUUAAUAUUUAGUGCAAUCACUGCAGAUGUGUGAUUACAAGCUUAUGUUUGAUGCUCCACUCCAGUCUCGCAACAUUCCACACUUUUUUUUCCUACAUUAUCUGCAGUGUGUCGUUUCCACUCGUCACUGAGUGGGGAGAUCAUUUCGGUUCAUUUGUAAUUGUAAUGUUGUAAACACGUGUAAAGGUUUCUCUUUCAACUUUUAAGCAAUGUUUUUUUAUAUAUCGGAGCAAGAGGUCUGUAGAUAAAAAAAAAAAGAAAAAAAGAAGAGAUUCCUGGGUGGAUGUUGCUUGAUAGGAAAGGGGUUUGGAUUAUUUUGCAAUGUAGUCUGCUGAAAAUGAUGGAAAGCGCCGCUCGACGUAGAGACUGAUGCUGUGGUCAAAGUUGCAAUUGCUGCAAAACUUAAUUUAAAAAUAUUCAACACUCUACUGCACAGGUGUCUAGGGAUGAUGUUUGAUAAGGAAUUAUCGAGUUCGAGCCCAUUAUCGAAUCCUCUUAUCGAACCGAUUCCUUAUCGAUUCUCUUAUCGAAUCCAGAUAGGUUGUUGUAUAUGGGAAAAAAACACAAUAUUUGGUUUAACAAAAGCUCACUUUUAUUUUAUAAGAAAAAAAUAAAAUAAAUAAAUAAAUAUUGACUGUUACCCCCCUAAAAAAAUAAAAAAAAUAAAUAUUGACUGUUGUUACCCAAAGUAUAUUAAGUGGGAUUUUUCAGAAAAACAAAUAUAUACAGUAACACAAAAACAACCUGUCUCUGUGAUCACUAUAGGUGUAUAAAUAAUAAUAUAGUGUUAAAUAAAAUCAGUCCCUUGGGCACAAAACUGAAAAGAAUACAGCUCUCCAAAAAGUGCACUUCUGCUGCUAUUGGAACAUACUAACUACACACACUAUGACACUAAGAACCGAUUCCUUAUCGAUUCUCAUAUCGAUUCUCAUAUCGAUUCUCAUAUCGAAUCCAGAUAGGUUGUUGUAUAUGGAAAAAAACACAAUAUUUGGUUUAACAAAAGCUCACUUUUAUUAUAUAAGAAAAAAAUAAAUAAAUAAAUAUUGACUGUUACCCCCCUAAAAAUAUAUAUAUAUGUAUUGACUGUUGUUACCCAGAGUAUAUAAGUGGGAUUUUUCAGAAAAAUAAAUAUAUACAGUAACACAAAAACAACUUGUCUCUGUGAUUGCUAUAGGUGUAUAAAUAAUAAUAUAGUGUUAAAUAAAAUCAGUCCCUUGGGCACAAAACUGAAAAUAAUACAGUUCUCCAAAAAGUGCACUUCUGCUGCUAUUGGAACAUACUAACUACACACACUAUGACACUAAGAACACCACAGUCGUCAAUCAACAAUUCUUCCCUUACAUGAGAGCGAAGCCUGGCAAUAAUUGCAUAUUGCCUGUUCUGCCCUCACUAUACGUGUUGAGGUUAUACAGCUUGGCAGACAGCUAACAAACAAUCCAAAGCAGAUUAAUCCAUUUAGGCUCUUUAUUGUUGUUGAUCUUGCUUUGUCUUUUCCUAUCUUUACUUUUGUCUUGCACUGGACUGUUAUUUAAUUUAUUUUAAACUGAAAUACACACAAUGACAAAUGUAUAAGCUAUGGGAUUCAAUUAACAUACUGAAAUGUAAAUAUUAGCUUCACACAAAUAUACAGUACUAUCAUCAAACAAAUACUUCUGAGUGUUGAAACUAUUUCGAUGGUGGAAUUACACGACUGGCAGCCAUUUUAAGUCCUCAAAACAUCCAUUGAAACAGUGCACAAAAAUCGUUUUUCAAUAAACAUCUUACUAUCAAAUUGAAACACUUUCCACCUUAAUAUUGAGUUACAUAAACAAGUUAAACAGUUUACUUACAGACUUAUCUUUUCCAAGGCUUGUAAGAGCUAACACAACUUGUCUACUUCUCAAUUGUCUCAACCCGGAAGUGCCCAAAUUAAUGACGCGUAGUAUUUUCAUAUCGCCACAAGGUGUCAGUAAGAGUCUACAAUCAAAUGGGCAUAACAUUGUCGUCCCACAGGGCAUUUCCUGUGGGAAGGGAUUC
Molecule: messenger RNA, 5540 nt
Organism: Entelurus aequoreus (snake pipefish)
Lineage: Eukaryota; Metazoa; Chordata; Actinopteri; Syngnathiformes; Syngnathidae
Product: ras-related protein Rab-18
Exons: 8
Coding region: 143-760 (205 amino acids)
Molecular function (GO): GTPase activity; GTP binding
Source: RefSeq, a predicted model, not a curated record